AAUGCGAACUUAAUAAUAAAUAAGUCAAACAAUAGUAAAAGGAUAUACAAAAUAUAAAAAAUUUAAUGUAAAUUAACCAGAACCUAAAGUUAUUAAUGAAUAACUUGUCAUAGAAUGCAUAAAAUAAUUUAAUUAAGACAAUAAAAUAAUAGUAUCAGAAAAUAUUAUUUUCUAAUAAUUAAGAAUAUUAUAAAUAUCAUUUAAAAAUAUCAUAAAAAUAUAAAACUUAUAAGGACUAGAAAAAUUAGAAAAACUUUAAUUAGAUAAUAAUAAAAUAUUAAAAAUCGAAAAUAUAAGUCAUUUAGUAAACUUGAAAUGGUUAGAUUUAUCAUUUAAUUAAAUUAAGAAAAUUGAAGGCUUAGAAAUGCUAACAGAAUUAAAAGAUUUGUCUUUAUAUAAUAAUUAAAUUUAAAAAAUUGAAGGCCUUUAAACUAAUUUAAAGUUGAAUGUUUUUUCAAUUGGAAAUAAUAGAAUUAAAUCAUAUGAAGAGAUAACUUAAUAUUUUUAAUAUAAAAAAAAUACUGAUGAAAUCGCUAAAGACAAAUUUCAUUUUAAAUAUUUAUAAGUAUUAAAUAUAGAAGGAAAUCCAUUUACAAAAACAAAAGAAAAUGAAUAUAAAACUCAUAUUAUUUGUGCUAUACCUAAUUUAAAAUAUUUAGAUUAUGUUUUUAUUGAUGAAGGUGAUAGAAAUUUAAUUAGAUAAACAGAAGAAAAUAUAUUUGCUUAAUAUUAAAUAUCUACAAAUGAAUAUGAAUAAUAAAUGAAAGAAUAAGAAGCAAGAGAAAAUGAAAUGAAAUUAUAAAUUAAAAGAAAAAAAGACGCAAAAAUGGAUAAUAUAGACAGAUUAAAAGAUGAAUUAGUAUUUAAUGAUGACUUGGAAAAAAUAAAAGUUAUAAAUAUGAUAUAAAUAAAUGAAGAAAUAGAAAAGUUUAAAUAAAAAAUCGAAACUACUAUAAAGGAGUUAAUAUAAUCCCCUAUAAUAUUAAAACAUUAACUAAUACUAGAUGACUUAUUAAAAUUUGAAUAAUCUUUUAAACAAAGAGAAAUUGAACAUGAAAAAGAAGCUUUAAAAAUUGUAUAAUUAUUUGAACAUGAUAGAAAAAUAACAUUUAGAAAUUGUGUUUAAAAUAAUAAAAACGAUAAAUAAUUGAAAGAGUUACAUGAAAAAACUUUCGAAUUAAAAAAUUCAUUAAUGGAUAUUGAAGUUCAAUUAGUUGAUGAAUUAGAAGCUGCAUAAAACGAAUUUGAAGCAUCUGUUAAGUAAAGGUUUUCUUAAGAAAUUGACCCUCAUUUCGAUAAUGGAAGUAAAAAAGUAGAUGAAUGCAUAUAAGAAUUCUUUAAUAAAUUAAAUGAUAUAAAAGCUUAUGAAGAAAAAAUGUUUCAUUAAAAUUAUGAAAAUGUAGAAGAUGAUUAAUAAGAGGUGGAAUUCGAUGAAAAGGAAAAUUUAUUGGAAAAUAAAGAUAGUUUAAAUUAAAUGAUAAUGUAAAUAAAAGAUUAAAUGUUAGAAACUGCAGGAAAAAUAAUUACUACUUCAUAAACUGCUGUAAAUUAAGAAUAAAUUGAAUAUUCGAAUAGGAAAAAAUAAUAUAUGUAUUAUAGAAAUAGAAAGAAUGUGCAAUAAAUUAUUUAAUAAAUUUAAGUCUAUUAAAAAGAAAUUUAAUCCAAAUUAGAAAAAGAUGAUAGUGAAAGUGAAAGAGAAUGA
Molecule: messenger RNA, 1702 nt
Organism: Ichthyophthirius multifiliis
Lineage: Eukaryota; Ciliophora; Oligohymenophorea; Hymenostomatida
Product: leucine rich repeat protein
Exons: 9
Molecular function (GO): protein binding
Source: RefSeq, a predicted model, not a curated record